This is a messenger RNA of Trichomonas vaginalis G3, 684 nucleotides long. Its product is annotated as flavin adenine dinucleotide biosynthetic process. Gene Ontology annotation, molecular function: FMN adenylyltransferase activity. NCBI's taxonomy places the organism in Eukaryota, Parabasalia, Trichomonadida, Trichomonadidae. Gene Ontology annotation, biological process: FAD biosynthetic process. The record is from RefSeq and is a predicted model, not a curated record. Bases 1 to 684 code for a protein of 227 amino acids. The transcript has a single exon.
AUGAAUUCAAUAGGUCAAUUAAUGUUCCCGCGAUAUGCAAAGUUUUCUCCUACCCUAAAUGGAAAAAUAGCUAUAACAUCCAAGGUUUUAAAGCUUGCUUACGCCGAUCAUGGACCUGAAAUCGGUCUAUGUUUCAAUGGUGGUAAGGACUCAUCAGUAGUUCUUGACCUUGUCCGUCGUUUUCACGAAUCAGCUAAAAUUUCUACCCCAGUAAGGCCAUUUUUCAUCAAAGAAAAGAAUGAUUUUCCAGAAAUCACUGAAUUUGUUAAGCAAACAGAAGAGAGAAUUGGUGUCACAAUUCGUAAAGUUCAAUCAGAUUCCAUUAAAAACGCGAUCGAAAAAAUUGUUGAAGAAGACAGAAUUUAUUCAUUUUUCUUAGGCCAAAGAAAGACAGAUCCAAACUGCAGCAAUAUUAAGGAGUUUAAUCUUACAUCUGAUGAUUGGGUUCAUGCAAUGCGCAUUUUCCCUAUUCUUAAUUGGGCAUAUAAGGACAUUUGGGAGUAUAUUGAUGCUUUAGAACUUCCUGUGUGCUCUUUGUAUUCCAAAGGCUAUACUUCAAUCGGAAAUACUAAAAAUACUAUUCCAAAUCCAAGGCUCUACAAUCCAAAUACCAAGCAAUUCGCUCAUGCUCGCGAAUUAAAGGACGAAGCAGCCGAAAGACUCAGUCGUAUUGAUGUUUUAUAG